AUGGCCUGUCCUUCUCUUGAAAAUGAGAUUAUCUGUGAAGUUCAACGUCUCAAGCCUACUAUGGCAGUUGCGUCAGGCGUGGUUUGUGGUGGUUGUUGUGAUCGUGUGGUCUGUGGUGGCUGUGUGGUGGUCCAUCGUUGGCGUGGUCUGUGGUGGUUAUUGGUGGUUGUUGUGGUGGUUCGUAUUUGGUUCGUGGUUGUCUGUGGUGGUUCGUAUUUGGUUCGUGGUGGUGUGGUGUGGUGCAGUGGAGGCGUAGUUGCAGGAAGUGGGUUUUCUGAAACCCUAACCAGCGAAGAAGACAAAGCCCGACCCGAUCCACUUUGGGUCAACCCAAAUCUGACCAAAUCCAUUGUUUGGUUUGGUUCAGACUAA
Ilex paraguariensis (yerba mate) is the source of this 372-nucleotide messenger RNA. Lineage: Eukaryota; Viridiplantae; Streptophyta; Magnoliopsida; Aquifoliales; Aquifoliaceae. The record is from the annotation of a GenBank genome assembly.